GUGAGUUGUAGUAAAACCUCUUCAGUAUAGUCCUAUGUAAUGGCUGCCUAUGCUGAGAGCUUCAGAUUCUACAAAGAAGACUGAUCUUUACCAGCUGAGUGGUCAUCAUGGAAGUGGAAUGUGCUGUUUCUUUGUAGAUGGAUGAAAAGUUUAACAUCAUAGGCUUGCAGCCCCUCUGGUUUUCAUGAUGGCAGCAACCAGUGGAGAAAGCCAGCUACAGAGGAUUAUCCGGGAUUUGCAAGAUGCUGUGACAGAGUUAAGCAAAGAAUUUAAAGAAGGAGGGGAGCCAAUCACAGAUGACAGCAUCAACUUACAAAAAUUUUCCUACAAGCUUGAGUACCUUUUACAGUGACUUCAGGUUUUACCCACUAUGGUUUUUUCCAUCCAAGUUUGACCAGAAAGAAAAGACCACACUGCUGGGGAACAGGAAAGACUACUGGGAUUAUUUCUGUGACUGUCUGGCUAAAGUCAAAGGAGCUAAUGAUGGAAUCCGCUUUGUCAAGUCUAUUACAGAACUGAGAACAUCUCUUGGUAAAGGAAGAGCAUUUAUACGUUACUGCUUAGUACACCAAAGGCUAGCUGACACCUUGCAGCAAUGUUUUAUGAACACCAAAGUAACAAGUGAUUGGUACUAUGCAAGGAGUCCAUUUCUGAAAUCUAAAAUGAGCUCUGACAUUGUGGGUCAACUCUAUGAGCUCACCGAUGUUCAGUUUGACCUGGCAUCCAGAGGCUAUGACUUAGAUGCUGCUUGGCCAACAUUUGCAAGGAGGACAUUGUCCUCACUUGGCUCUUCAGCAUAUUUGUGGAAGCCUCCAAGUCGCAGUUCAAGCAUGAACAGUUUAGUAAGCAACUACCUACAGGCUCAGGAGUGUCCUUCUAGCCCUGAUGCAAAUAAUUCCUUAAAUCCUGAGCAACUGGAAGGUUUUGAAGAGAUGCGUGUGGAGCUUGACCAGGCAGAGUUGAGGCAGAGGGAGCUUCAGGAUCAGAUUCAUCAGCUGGAAAUGGAAAAUCAGGAGUUUCAGGUAGCCAUUGGCCUUCAGAAAGAACAAGUGCAAGUGGAAAAAGAGAAGAGCAGCAACUACAGUGAGGAGAAUGCCAGGCUGACAAAGAUGAUAGCAGAGCUACAGAAGCAAUGUGAAGUCUCCCAGUCCACGCAGAGUACUGUUCAUGACCUGCAGAAAUGCUUGCGGUCAUUAGAACUGAACGCAGCUGAAAAGCAAAAGGAAUACUAUAUGAAACUAGAGCAACUGGAGUCCAGCAAGGAGGCCUGCACCUCAAGACUGCACCACUUGAAUCAGGAGCUGGAAACUACUCGAGCUUUGGUCAGCAUGAAGGACCUUUGCAUCAGUGAGCUUAGUGACAAGCUGAGCUCUACAGAGCAGAAGAACCUGGAACUCAUUGCAAAAAUAGAUGCUCCCUUGGGUGAGAAGGAACAACAAACCACCACUAACCAUGACUGUGCUCUAAAGAUCCAAGAAUUACUAGAAAAACUUCAUCAGGCAGAAGAGGAAAAGGCUGACAUGCAGAAACUAAGCAAUGAACACCUGUCCCAACUAAAGACAGUGAGAGAAGAACUGCAGCUGAAAGAGGUGGUACAGAAAGAACUGGAAUCUAGAUAUGAUUGCCUUGCUGCUGACUCCAGGGAAGAGAGUGAAAAAUUACUUAUGAGCCUGGAAACCAUAGCAAAGGAAAUGGAUGCACUUCAGAAGGCGCUGACGGUGAAAGGCAAGGAGGUAGCUGACCUCCAGAUCCAGUUGAAGGGCUCGCAGGCUCAGGUGGGUUCACUGGAAAAAAAACUUGAAGAGGUCAGAAAAGAAAAAGACCAACUUGAGGAGGAGUCCAGCAUCACGGAAAGUACCCAGAGACAGAAAGUAAAUGCCUUGGCAGAGCAAUUGGAGCUUCUGGAGGACCGCACAGCAAAGCUGAGUCAGAAUGUGCAUAGCCUGGAGGAGCAAAAAAAGAAGCUUCUUUCUGAGAAGGACCAGGUCAGCCAAAAAAUAAAGGCCUUGGAGGAGUGCACAGAGCAGCAAAGCUUAGCUCUGAGCGAAAUGGGUGAAGACAACAAAAAGCUGAAAUCUGAAAAUACAAAUCUGCAGCAAGCCAAGAAGAAGAUGAAAGAGAAGCUGAAAAACUUGGAGGCAUCUAAGGCCUCUUUAGAAGCUGAGGUGGCCAGGCUGAGAGCUUCUGAAAAACAGCUCCAGAGUCAGAUUGAUGAUGCCGUGGUGUCAGUGGAUGAAAAAGAAAAGAAGCUCCGGGGCCAGAACAAACAGCUGGAUGAAGACUUGCAGAACACCACAAGGCAAAACCAACUCUUGGAAGAGAGGCUACAAGCACUACGUUCUGAGUUCCAAGAACUGAGACAAAGAGAAGAAGCCACCAAGGAGUCUUUAGCUGUCUUGCAAGGAGAGCACAAGAGUGCCAGACAGAACAGUUUACAAAUGGAAAAGAGUUUGUUGUCCCUGAAGGAAAGUGAAGAAUCUCUUAAGUUGCAGGUGGCAGAGAAGGAUAUGAAGCUCCAAGACAGGGAGCAGCAGUGCAAGCAGCUAGAGGCUGAGUUGGAGAGAGACAGAAAAAAAGCAGAGGCUCUGGAGAUGGAAAAGCUAAGCGUAGAAAAAACGUGCCUUCACCAAACAAAACUGAUUGAAUCCCUUACUACUGAGAAGAAUUCAGUGGAGAAAGUGCAGCUGGAGCAGGCAGCGUGUCAGGAAAAAAAAACCCAAGAGCUAGCUUCCAGACUGGCCGUGACUGAAGAGCAGCUGCAGGUCAAUCAUGGUGAAGUGUCCAGGCUGCAGACAGAAGUCAUUGAGCUGCGAGCCAAACUUCAACAGACAGCUGAUGAACGAGAGAGGGUGCAAGGCAAGCUGGAUGUCACCGAGGUGGUUCUGGAAGAACAGAAAAUGCUGGUCCAGCAGCUGAAAGAGCAAAGUGAAUCACUCAACAGAAGCCACGUGCAAGAGUUGGUGCAGUGCAAGCAAAGAGAGGCGGCUCUAACAAAGGAGUGGGAAAAGGAAGCCCAUCAGAAAGCUGACAUGGAGGAGAACUUGCUGAGUCUCAAGGAAGAGCUGUCUAAGGUGAAACAGUGUUUGGAAACUGUAAGAACAGAAAAUGUGGAGCACAAAGACCUUCUCCACAGGACCAACACUGAGAUGGCAGAACUCGGGAUUCAGAUCUGUUCCCUGACCUCUGAAAAGGUGGCUGUAGAAGAGAAGCUGGCCCAAGUCAGUGAGAGGCUUCAUGGAGUGACUGAGCAAGCAGCGAAGGAACAGGAGAGGCUGCAACUUGACAUCUCUGUGCUUAAGCAAGAGAACCAAAACCUGGAAGAGAAACUGAAGGAGGCUCAGGUAUGUGCUGCAGCUGUUCCAAGCCUGCAAGCACAGCUGGAGAUGGCUGAGAAGCAGACACAGAACUUCCAAGAGACCAGCAAAGAAGAGCUGUCUGCAAUAAAAUUUCAAAUGAGCACAGAGAUUUUAAAUUAUCAAACAAAAUUCAAGGAUGUCAGCGAGGAAUGCGAGAAAGUAAAAGAGCAGCUCAAGGAGCAGAAGCAACAGCUGGGUGCAACAAACGAGGAAAUUGCAGAGUUACAGGCUGCAAACACAGAGCUGUCUAACAAACUGGAUCAAGCAACAGAGCAGCUUACUGAAUAUGAAUCUGUCAGGCUGAAAAAGGAAGAGGAGGUGAUGUCACUGAAAGAAAACUUGGAAAGGGCCCAAAAGGAAGUUGACAAAGCAAAUGAGGAAGCCCAAGAAUAUAAUGACAAGCUCAACAAAGUGAAAAUGGACAGAGAGAGCAAUGACCAGAAGUUGUUUGCUGAGCUGGAUGAUCUAACAAGAACCAAGCAAUUCCUGGAAGAACGUUUAAUAGAACUCAUCAGGGAUAAGGAUGCCCUCUGGCAAAAAUCAGAUGCUCUGGAAUUUCAACAGAAGCUGUCUGCAGAGCAACGAUGGCUGGGAGACACAGAAGUAAACCAGUGUCUGGACUGCCAGAAAGAGUUCAGUUGGAUGCUACGCCGACACCAUUGCAGAAUAUGUGGUCGCAUUUUCUGUUACUAUUGCUGCAACAACUAUAUGAUGACAAAAAGUGGCAAGAAGGAACGUUGCUGUAGAACUUGCUUUAAUAAGCCUAGAGUGGUUGUCGAUAAUGCAGAUGGCUCUGGAUCUCCUGUCAACCAAGGGACAUCAGCAUCUCCAUUAGAGUCACCAGUGUCACCAAACAGGAGAGUUACAGUUACCAAUGAAGCCUCCAAACCACAAGAUGAUGCAACAUUCGAUAUCAUCACAGAUGAGGAAUUGUGCCAAGUGCAGGAUUCUGAUUCUGCCCUCAAUGAAAGUCAAACUGAAGUAGAAUCUGUGGACCAGAGUGUGACAGAUCUAAACAGAACGUAUAAUUCAUCGACCUUUGAUGAAUCAGAAGAAUUGCAAAUGGCCCAAGAUGCUGAGACAUGCUUGCUGAAGUCAGGAGAACUGAUGAUAAAAUUACCCAUUACAGUGGAAGAGAUAGCAAAUUUUGGAGAAGACAAUAGAGAGCUGUUCAUUAAGUCUAGCACCUACAGCAUCAUUCCCAUCACCGUUAAAGAGACUGGCCUGACAAUAAGCUGGCUGUUUUCUUCAGACCCAAAAAGCAUCUCAUUCAGUGUCAUUUACCAAGAAUCAGAAGAGGCAACAUUGGAUCAGUGCAAAGUUCUUAUUCCUCUGACUCGCUGUAACUCUCAUAAGGAAACAAUCAGAGGGCAAGUGAAAGUCAGAAAUGCUGGUGUCUACAUGCUGAUAUUUGACAAUACGUUCUCUAGGUUCAUCUCAAAAAGAGUCUUUUAUCACUUGACUGUUGAACGACCUGUGAUCUAUGAUGGAAGUGAUUUUCCAUAGCCUUGAGUAUAUGGUGUUAUUUUUAAGCAUAUUUUUAAGAAACACUAUUAUUUAUAUAUAUGUGUGUAUGUGUGUGAGUGUGUGCGUGCAUGUGUGUGUAAGCACUAAAAAUACCACUGUGUUUGAAUACCCUUUAAAACUAUGCAAUAGUUAAAAAAAAAAAAAAAAAAAAAAGCACUUACUGUAUGUUUACACCUAA
Molecule: messenger RNA, 5061 nt
Organism: Gavialis gangeticus (Gharial)
Lineage: Eukaryota; Metazoa; Chordata; Crocodylia; Gavialidae
Gene: FYCO1
Product: FYVE and coiled-coil domain containing 1
Exons: 18
Coding region: 297-4862 (1521 amino acids)
Biological process (GO): positive regulation of autophagosome maturation; plus-end-directed vesicle transport along microtubule
Cellular component (GO): autophagosome; lysosome; late endosome
Molecular function (GO): metal ion binding
Source: RefSeq, a predicted model, not a curated record